AUGUUUAGGUCAAAAUAUGUUGGUUCAUAUGGAUCCUUUUCUCGCGAAUGGGAACCUCCACCACAACCUCCGCCACGACCUCCACCGUUGCCACCGCGUAUACCACAAGAAUAUGACCCAUAUAUUGGUCCAGGAAAAUGGAAUAGAGGUCGUAUUAAAUCGUUUAGUGUGACCGAACACUUUGGCAGUAUUGUAGCAGAUUUUCGUAAUUUGGAAGUUUUUUUCCACCAAUCUAACGUAUACGGAAUUUCUGCGGAGCAGUUAUAUCCAGACUUACCAGUUUGGUUUCAGAUACGUCCAGGUGUAAGAGGAUUAGAAGGAUAUAAUAUUCAACCAGCAAUUGAAAUGAGAGAAUUUCCUUCAACAUCACGAAUUCCAUGGUCAGAACCAGCAGUUCGUCAACCCUUAUUUCCUCUUAGUUCAGAGCCACUUAGAAUGAGAAGGUUACCUGAAAGACGUAGAACAAGACGAUUUCGCUGUUAUAAUUGUGGACAAUACGCUUCACAUAAAGCUGCCACAUGUCCGUUCGAACCUAUGCGACGACGUUGUUAUCGAUGUCGUGAUCCAAAUCAUUUAAUAGCUCAAUGUCCAUUAUUACAUUCACUUACACCGCAUUGUUAUUUAGUACCUGGACCGUCAACUUCGCAGGUACCCCCACGAUUUUCAGAAGCACGUUUACGCGUACCACAACUGACCUUAACGACAGCACAGCAACAGUUACCCCAACAAACCCAACAGCCAUUUAUGCAAUAUUUUUUCCCACCAGGGUUUGGUGAUGAUGAUGACGAUGAAUACGAUGAUUUUAGGGAUCAAUAUCAAACAAUAAAACUAGAAUGA
This is a messenger RNA of Schistosoma guineensis, 837 nucleotides long. NCBI's taxonomy places the organism in Eukaryota, Metazoa, Platyhelminthes, Trematoda, Strigeidida, Schistosomatidae. The record is from the annotation of a GenBank genome assembly.